Molecule: messenger RNA, 264 nt
Organism: Opisthocomus hoazin
Lineage: Eukaryota; Metazoa; Chordata; Aves; Opisthocomiformes; Opisthocomidae
Gene: GNRH1
Product: gonadotropin releasing hormone 1
Biological process (GO): reproductive process; multicellular organism development
Cellular component (GO): extracellular region
Molecular function (GO): gonadotropin-releasing hormone receptor binding; gonadotropin hormone-releasing hormone activity
Source: RefSeq, a predicted model, not a curated record
AUGGAGAAGUCCAGGAAGAUCUUUGCUAGCGUCCUCCUGUUUCUCCUGUCUGUAGAAAUCUGCCUGGCUCAACACUGGUCUUACGGCCUGCAACCAGGAGGAAAACGGAAUGCCGAAAACCUGGCAGAAUCGAUUCAAGAGAUUGCAAAUGAAAUGGAAAAAUUAGGGGAAGUGCAGAAGACUGAAUGCCCAGGUUCCUUCCAGCAUUCCAGGUUCAGCAAUCUGAAGGAAGCCAUGGGAAGUCUGAUUGAAGAAGCAGCUUGA